UGUUGAAUAAUUAUAUACUAGUAGAGUAGUAGAGGUAGUCAAAGUGCUAUAAUUAAUAUUAAAAUUGAUAUAGAUAGCACUUUUCUUAUUGUUGUGUAUAAUAAUACAUAUAGUUAAUACCAUUAAAUGAGAGCAUCUUCAAUCAUCACUUCAGCACCUUUACUUAAAUUUAGUAGUUUACCUAGUGUCUAAGAAUAAAAUGUUUUUGUAUCAUUACCAACUUUGUGGAAAUUAAAUUAAUGCACUUGAAAAUUAUCAAAUGAGAAGAUUAUUUGAUAUUGUCUCUAAUUCAGGUAAUCUUGAUACUGUCUAUGAACAAUUUAAAAAGUAUAUAGAUUCCCAAGGGGGUCUCUGCUAGAAUUUGGGAUUAUAGAGAUUAUGAAACAUCCCAUUCAAUAAAGUCAAUAACUCAUUUAAAUUAUAUUUAGUUUCUUAACUGGGG
Molecule: messenger RNA, 442 nt
Organism: Paramecium sonneborni
Lineage: Eukaryota; Ciliophora; Oligohymenophorea; Peniculida; Parameciidae
Source: the annotation of a GenBank genome assembly